Molecule: messenger RNA, 3030 nt
Organism: Stomoxys calcitrans (stable fly)
Lineage: Eukaryota; Metazoa; Arthropoda; Insecta; Diptera; Muscidae
Gene: DNAlig4
Product: DNA ligase 4
Exons: 6
Coding region: 62-2839 (925 amino acids)
Biological process (GO): DNA recombination; double-strand break repair via nonhomologous end joining; DNA biosynthetic process
Cellular component (GO): DNA-dependent protein kinase-DNA ligase 4 complex; DNA ligase IV complex
Molecular function (GO): DNA binding; ATP binding; DNA ligase (ATP) activity
Source: RefSeq, a predicted model, not a curated record
ACAAUUUCACAAUUGUCUGUGGGUUGGAUUUUUAAUUAAGUGUCCGUAAAACUAAAUCAAUAUGGAAAUUUCAGAGACUAUAAAGUUUCGGGAUAUUUGUCUAAUAUUAAAUCGCAUUGCUAAAACGGACAAUAAAGAUAAGAAGGGUAGAAUUGUUAAACAAUACUAUGAAUCGUUUUGUAAACAUCGUGAGAGAUUUAGGGAGGAACAAAAAAUGAAACCGGAUGAGCCUGAGACUGGACGCAGUAGCUUUUAUUGCAUUUUGCGUUGCCUCAUACCAAAUGCUGAUAUGGCGCGAUCACCCUAUGGCCUUAAAAUACACACACUUGGAAGAGUCUAUAUAAAAGUUUUGCAAUUGGGUUCCGAAUCCAAAGAGGCUGAAAUAUUGGAAGCUCGUAGAUUUUCCGGCAUUCAUGGCGAUUAUGCAGACAAAGUUUUUCGUAUACUUAAGCCUAGAUGUAGCAAUGAAUCAAGUAAAUUGACUCUGAAGGAAGUGCAUGAUAUGCUAGAUACUGUAGCCAAUGAGAAUAUUUUAAAUACUGAAAAAGUUCUAAUUCACCUUUUCCAAGUGGCCUCGGCAGAGGAACAAAUGUGGUUUGUACGUCUACUAUUGAAAUCCAUGCACUUGGGCAUUGCAGAUCAACGUAUAUUUGCUAUUUUACAUCCCCAAGCAAAGGACGUUUAUCAAGCCUGCAGUAAUCUUGCAAAGCUAUGUUGCUGUCUGGCAGACAACAAGUUUGGCACAACUAAUGGAGAGUCGGGAGAUGGACCAGCGCAGUUGGUAGCUGCCAUAAUACCCUUCGAACAUAUACGACCACAAUUGUGUGAGAUUUUCCCCGGGAACAUUACAUCUCUGAUGGCUUCCGAUGUUUUGUAUAUGGAAACUAAAAUGGAUGGUGAACGCUUUCAAUUGCAUUAUAAGGAUAAUGUCUUUAAGUAUAUAUCGCGUAAUGGUGUAGAUUAUACGGAAAGUUUUGGCUCCUCGUAUGAACAAGAAAAUAAAUUGACCAGCAAAUUACAACAUCUAUUGCCCAUUGGCAUGGAAACCAUUAUUUUGGAUGGCGAAAUGAUGGUCUGGGAUGGGGAUGAGAAGAAAUUUCGUGAAAAAACUGAGAAUACCGAUGUCAAGCAUUUAAAAGCCGACCGUAAUUGGCAGCCCUGUUUUGUGGUCUAUGAUCUGCUGUAUUGGAAUGGUCAAAGUCUUUUGGGUAUACCCUAUAUACAGAGAAUGCAUAAAUUGCGAAAUCUAUUGCGUGAGGAGGAGGGAGUGCUGCAAAUAAUGAAAAGUGAAAAGAUUUCAAAUCCGGAGGAUUUUAGACGCAUGUUCCAAGUGGCUUUGGACAAUCGACAGGAAGGUGUGGUCUUGAAAAAACAAAAUGCCAUAUAUCGGCCGGGAUGCAGGAAUGGAGGGGGCUGGUUUAAGGUGAAGGCGGAUUACAUUGAUGGCUUGACCACAGAGUUUGAUCUUCUGGUUAUUGGUGGCUUCUAUAAUAGAGCACGUACUUUUGUUGAAUCAUUUCUCUUGGGUGUUCUAAAAUAUGCCUCCUCAGAAAGUUAUGAAGUCUAUUCGGUGGGCAAGGUAAGCAAUGUCACCCAACAACGUGUUGUCUUAAACAAUACCUUGAAAAGCCACUGGCAUUUACUGUCCGAAGAACAACCUCCCAUGUGGUAUCACUAUCGACCAAAGAGUGCCGAGGGUCGUCCUGAUGUUUGGAUUGAGCCCCGAAAUUCUGUGGUGCUACAAAUCAAAGCCACCGAUUUAAAUCCCUCGGGAGCAUUUUAUUUGAAUUUGGCUUUGCAUUUUCCUCGCAUACAAGCAUGGCGCAAUGAUAAAUCCUGGACUGAAUGUCUCACACUGGAGGAAUAUAAUCAGCUAAAACAAAAUGCCAGAGGUGGUAUUAAGAAGAUUGUCAAGAGGCAAAUUAGUUUAGAGGACUUCAUAGGGGAUCGUGUGAAACGUAGAAAACUAACGCCAGCUGAAAAGCGUAAAAUGGGUCUGCAGUCCUAUGAGAAGCGUUUUGAUCCACAAAGUGUGGAUAAAAUCUCUGACUUACUUAAGGGCUUUAGUGUGUGUAUUCUAAGUGCUGCCUUGAGUCGGGGCUUUACCCCCGAAUAUCUAAAAACUUUAGUGGUCCAAAAUGGUGGCACCAUUGUGGAAAAUCCUUUGCCCAAUAAGUCCAGUUGUAUUGUGGUGGCAGGCGAUCUCAACUAUCGUGUACAAACUCUAUCCAAGGCCCAGAAGUAUGACAUUGUCAGCAUGGACUGGUUAAUACGUUCCUGUCGCAAACAAACCAUUGCCAUCAAACCUCUUGACAUGGUCUCCACCACCCAAGAGGUGAAGGAACAGUUUGCCAUAUGUUUUGAUAAAUACGGUGAUAGUUUUAAGGAUUUUGUAAGUUCCCGCGAAUUAAAGCGCAUCUGUGAUGCCAUGUGUAUGGAUGAAGUACCUGAAUUAGAUGAUAAGGAUUUACAUGAACUGGAGGAGCUGAUUUAUCCUGUCAAAAAUCUGAAUUUCUAUCGCAAUACAUGGUCUAAUUUUUAUACCAUUGAACCAGAUUCUGCUCGAGCCCAAUUGCAUUAUCAAUGGCAUGGUGGUAAUGUGGUUGAUGAUCGUAGUUUGGAUAGCGAAAGCGGAGUUAAUAAUUUAUCAAAAAUAUCCUAUGUGUUUAUAAAUCUACAACAGUUUGAUAAAACUGACUUCCUGCAAUGGUUAAGGGAGCGUUUCACCUCAUCUCUCUUAUCCAAUUUACAAAUUGUUAACAUUAAUUGGAUUCUAGAAUCGCACAAGGCAAGAAUGUUGCUGGAUAUCAAGGAGUUCACAUGGCAUGAUUUUGAUUAGAUUUAGUUUUUUAUACAAUUGUAAAAUAUUCUGUUAGAUAAGAGUACUGGUGACUUAUUUUUGUAUUUCCUUUUUGGAAGAUGUAUUUUUAAUGUACUCAAACUCCAUUUCUGGUUGUUUGGGUAAGAUGUUUUUUAAUUUAAACAAAAUAUUAAUAUGUUCUUAAUAUACAGAUAUAAUUUUUGCUGCAU